This is a messenger RNA of Scatophagus argus, 1242 nucleotides long. RefSeq names its product gap junction beta-3 protein-like. The record is from RefSeq and is a predicted model, not a curated record. Lineage: Eukaryota; Metazoa; Chordata; Actinopteri; Scatophagidae. Gene Ontology annotation, cellular component: connexin complex. The transcript is spliced from 2 exons. The coding region runs from base 351 to 1082 and encodes 243 amino acids. Gene Ontology annotation, biological process: cell communication.
GAGUUCUUGGCAUACUGAAUAUCAUUUGCAAGAUAAAAUUAUGCUGACAAGGUGUGUCUAAAGGUUAAAAGGUAAAUUCUGAGUGGGUGCCAAAAGUGGCCACACCCCUAGGUAAUGGUCAAGAACUAAUUCAUGUAUCAAGUCAAUCUCAGAGACUCACUGGAGGAGAGAGGUUGCCCAAACCCUGCAUAGCACAUUCCCACAGACUACUUCCCAGAGAACAGACAUGAUGGACUGAGUGGAAGACCAGUUUUCUUAUGCCCCACAGUUUAUAAAGUUCCCUCACUGCAAUAUUUAAAGACAGACUUCUAAAUUUCUGAGGUUGUAAGAAGCCCAUCAAAACUGAAGGCAUGGAUUGGAAGUUUCUCCAGGGUCUUCUCAGUGGAGUCAACAAGUAUUCUACUGCUUUCGGACGUAUCUGGCUGUCAGUGGUCUUUGUGUUCCGGGUGCUGGUCUUUGUGGUGGCCGCUGAGCGGGUCUGGAGCGACGAUCAGGGUCACUUUGACUGCAACACCCGCCAGCCAGGUUGUACCAACAUCUGCUAUGAUUACUACUUUCCAGUGUCCCACAUUCGCCUCUGGGCUCUCCAGCUAAUCUUCGUUACCUGCCCUUCCUUCAUGGUGGUGCUGCACGUGGCCUACAGGGAAGAGAGGGAGCGCAAGUACCAGGCCAAGCACGGCGAGGACACGCGGCUGUAUGACAACCCAGGCCAAAAGCAUGGUGGCCUGUGGUGGACUUACCUGAUGAGCCUCUUCAUCAAGACUACCUUUGAGAUCACUUUUCUCUACUUACUUCACUACAUCUAUGACAGCUUCAAGCUGCCCAGGAAGGUCCAAUGUGAUGUCAAGCCCUGUCCUAAUAUAGUGGACUGCUACAUAUCCCGCCCCACUGAGAAAACCAUUUUCUCUUACUUCAUGGUGGGAGCAUCUGUUGUGUGUGUAGUGCUCAACAUCUGUGAGAUUUUCUAUCUGACCGCUGCUCGGGUGGUGAAUCUCAAACACCGAGGCAGCGUCCACACUUCUUCUAAAAAGGUCCAUGCUAAUAUGGAUUGUGAUGGCUGCAAGUCAUCUCUUACAUCAUAGCUGGAGACUCAGUAUAGGCAAUCAUUGUUUCUUUUAAUGCUUUUAAUUGAUUUGUGAUAGGUGAAUCAUUUUUUCUAUUGAGGGUAUUUUGAUUUAAAAAGAAAUUUUGUACACAAAUAUAUAUGUAAUAUUAACACCUUGUGUUUUGACAUUGUCAUGU